Molecule: messenger RNA, 1147 nt
Organism: Lagenorhynchus albirostris (white-beaked dolphin)
Lineage: Eukaryota; Metazoa; Chordata; Mammalia; Artiodactyla; Delphinidae
Gene: CDK5R2
Product: cyclin dependent kinase 5 regulatory subunit 2
Exons: 1
Coding region: 1-1110 (369 amino acids)
Biological process (GO): positive regulation of cyclin-dependent protein serine/threonine kinase activity; brain development; activation of protein kinase activity
Cellular component (GO): protein kinase 5 complex; cytoplasm
Molecular function (GO): cyclin-dependent protein serine/threonine kinase activator activity; protein kinase binding
Source: RefSeq, a predicted model, not a curated record
AUGGGCACGGUGCUGUCUCUUUCCCCCGCCUCCUCGGCCAAGGGCCGGAGGCCCGGCGGGCUGCCCGAGGAGAAGAAGAAGGCGCCGCCCUCGGGAGACGAGGCGCUGGGGGGAUACGGGGCGCCGCCAGUAGGCAAGGGCGGUAAAGGCGAGAGCCGGCUCAAGCGGCCGUCCGUGCUCAUCUCGGCGCUCACCUGGAAGCGGCUGGUGGCCGCGUCUGCCAAGAAGAAGAAAGGCAGCAAGAAGGUGACGCCCAAGCCGGCGUCCACCGGCGCGGACUCCCUGGUCCAGCAACGCAACCGCGAGAACCUUCUCCGCAAGGGUCGGGACCCCCCCGACGGCGGCGGCGCCGCCAAGCCCCUGGCGGUGCCCGUGCCCACCGUGCCCGCGGCCGCCGCCACCUGCGAGCCGCCGUCGGGGGGCAGCGCCGUCGCCCCACCUCCAGGCUCCGGUGGAGGGAAACCGCCGCCGCCGCCGCCCCCAGCCCCGCAGGCGGCGCCGCCGGUACCUGGCGGCUCGCCGCGGCGGGUCAUCGUGCAGGCGUCUACGGGAGAGCUGCUGCGCUGCCUGGGCGACUUCGUGUGCCGACGCUGCUACCGUCUCAAGGAGCUAAGCCCAGGCGAGCUGGUGGGCUGGUUCCGCGGAGUGGACCGCUCGCUGCUGCUGCAGGGCUGGCAAGACCAGGCCUUCAUUACGCCCGCCAACCUGGUGUUCGUGUACCUGCUGUGCCGCGAGUCGCUGCGCGGGGAUGAGCUGGCGUCGGCCGCCGAGCUGCAGGCUGCCUUCCUCACCUGCCUCUACCUCGCCUACUCCUACAUGGGCAACGAGAUCUCCUACCCGCUCAAGCCCUUCCUCGUGGAGCCCGACAAGGAGCGCUUCUGGCAACGCUGCCUGCGCCUCAUCCAGCGGCUCAGUCCGCAAAUGCUGCGGCUCAACGCCGACCCCCACUUCUUCACGCAGGUCUUCCAAGACCUCAAGAACGAGGGCGAGGCCGCUGCCGGCGCCGGGGGUCCUCCCAGCGGGGGAGCGCCCGCGGCCUCCUCCUCCUCGGCCGCCAGGGACAGCUGCGCGACUGGAGCCAAGCACUGGACUAUGAACCUGGACCGCUAGGGAUACCCAAGGGCCGCGCCCACCCCCCGCCCCAACC